AUGAUGUCCAACUACGAAGAUGAGGAUUACUUCCUCCCGCUGGAAGACCAGCGAGUCUUUGGCGCGGGGAUUUCCAAGAAACGCGUCCCAUUUGUGCGCUCUUCGGACCAUGAGCUCUCGACCCUCACUUCCUCCGCACCAAGCACACCGUCCGGCACGGGGGACAGUAUAGCGAAUAAAUACCUUUCGAUUGUUAUGCCCAAGUCCUCAGGCGCCUCCACCCCAGCGCCUUCAACUACAGCAUCAGAUUCAAUACCUCCAUCUUCAACACUACCCACCCACCCUACUAACACCACCGACCGCAGCCACUCCGCCCCUCCAUCGCCAACGACAACAAGUACAACAACCUGCGAAAUCUGCAAUCUCCCCCUUCCAACCUCUGAAACCGAACUCCAGUCCUACAAGAAACAUGAAUCUUCACUUGCGCACCAAGUCUGCCUCACACACUCGCACCCACCAUCGCACCUCGACCGCACGCGGCACGGACUGCGCUACCUCGAGUCAUACGGCUGGGAUCCUGAUAGCCGGCUAGGUCUUGGAGCUACGGGGGAAGGAAUUCGAGAACCUAUAAAAGGGAAGUUGAAGGCUGAUACUGUGGGGUUGGGAGCUGUUUUGCCUUCGCCGGCUGUGGAGAAGAAGAAGAAGGAGAAGGUCCAAAAGCUGAAUGCGAAGCAGGUGAGGAAGGGGCAUGUGGAGGCGAGGAAGAGGGGGGAGCAUUUGAGAGAGAUGUUUUAUCGGGAUGAGGAGGUGUUGAAGUAUCUCGGGGGCGGGUGA
This is a messenger RNA of Aspergillus calidoustus, 774 nucleotides long. The record is from the annotation of a GenBank genome assembly. NCBI's taxonomy places the organism in Eukaryota, Fungi, Ascomycota, Eurotiomycetes, Eurotiales, Aspergillaceae.